AUGUUGUCUCCCCUCGCUACCAACGUCUUUUCGCCUCCGCUUAUGAAAGAUCUCUUCUUUCUCGACAAGGCGCCGCGUGCGUGUUCCAGGGAUGCGUGGGGAACUGCCGAGAGUAUUCUGGGAAAUGGAGAUAGUGAGGAAGAGGCCGACCUGCAGGGCGUUAUUAUGUCGGCGGGUAGCAGUAGCCAUGGUGCUACGAAACGACACCCGCCACCGCCGUCUUCUGAUUCAUUCCAAAACCCUGUCCGGGUCCCACCAUCGCUUUCUACCCUUUCCACCACGGUGAGAGCACGGAAGCUGGUUCGAUCCAUCCCGAUGCGCACAAUUGGGCAACCGGACACAUUGGAAAACAAAAAAUUGCCGUCUGCCACGGGUACAACGUCAUGCGAACGUGGCAAGGACGAGCAAGGACCGUCCAUGGAUCAGUCUAAUGCCUGGUCCGACGUGUACAACGGCCAUUCUGCUGCGCUACAGACGGUCGCGGACCUCAUCCGCUCUCAAUGGUCACGCAGGGUUCUCUCGGCUGAACCCACGUCUCCGACUUUGUUUGGCGCUUCCCUGAGUCCUUACGCGUCCCAGGACGCUUACGGCGACGACAAUCAUCGCCCGCGUUUCGGCAUGACCAAUCGGGGUUAA
Messenger RNA from Serendipita indica DSM 11827, 636 nucleotides. NCBI's taxonomy places the organism in Eukaryota, Fungi, Basidiomycota, Agaricomycetes, Sebacinales, Serendipitaceae. The record is from the annotation of a GenBank genome assembly.